UUACACUUGCGCGCGCGCUGGCGCAUACCGCGCCGUCACGUGGCCACGCCUUCCGCCGUCGUAGCCGGCCCGCCCUCAUGCCGCGCCGCUGACCUGACAAUCAUGCAAGGACCUAAUCCUCGCUAUCGGUUUGAAGCCUCGGCAGCAUCAGUUACACGAUUGUUUAGGCGCUUUACUCGACUUAGACGCUAUACUGAUGGAGUUCCGUGAGUAUCAGUCGUUAUCAGAUCCAGCAUGCAAAUCAUUAGAUGGUUUUUGGGCCUCUGUUGGAGAUUUACCCAAGCCUGCUGGUGAGAUUGCUGAUCCCGAGCGCCUCUUCAGUAUGAUUGUAUGUAACAUUUUGAGCGCAAAGAUAAAUCACGAUCAGGAGUGCAAAUGAACUUGUUACACCAGGAUCUAAUUGCCCAAGCCAAAAGUGCCACAACACGAAGCCUAUGAAACUUAACUUCAAUGCUUUAAUGUAUAUAGAUGAUCAUGAUCUUAUUGGCUGUAUCUCCGCAAUAGUAAUGUAAUUACUCUAAAUAAUUAUUUAUUAAUUAAAAAUCAAGCAAAAAUGU
Messenger RNA from Geodia barretti, 557 nucleotides. NCBI's taxonomy places the organism in Eukaryota, Metazoa, Porifera, Demospongiae, Tetractinellida, Geodiidae. The record is from the annotation of a GenBank genome assembly.